Molecule: messenger RNA, 1720 nt
Organism: Trichoderma virens Gv29-8
Lineage: Eukaryota; Fungi; Ascomycota; Sordariomycetes; Hypocreales; Hypocreaceae
Exons: 3
Coding region: 1-1383 (460 amino acids)
Biological process (GO): regulation of transcription by RNA polymerase II
Cellular component (GO): nucleus
Molecular function (GO): RNA polymerase II cis-regulatory region sequence-specific DNA binding; DNA-binding transcription factor activity, RNA polymerase II-specific
Source: RefSeq, a predicted model, not a curated record
AUGCAGCUAGACUCCGUCGCCUAUGAUCCAGAUGAGGCUCUUUCAGGUUUUUCACCAGGCACUCCUCAGAUGAAAGCAGUGCAUCCCAAGCUCGAACUCACAGAGAGCCCUCCUCCGGAAAUACCAAGCGCUCAAGUCAGUUUCAGCCCUCCUCCUCUCGACGGAUUUCCCAAGUCUAAUCGCCCAAAGAUCCGGCCCGUCUCUGGUGAUGCCGUCCUUGUCGCCUAUCUGGGCGGCGGCAGCCAUCCUGAGAUAGCCCAAGCUGCCAGCCACCAGGCAUUGCCUGGCGCAGACGAGGGCUCCUUUGAAUUAGAUGAUGAAGAAGAUGAUGAAACCCCUCAAAAGAGCCCAUCGCGAGACACCAACCCUGCGAAAGCCGACAUUAUCCAGCUCCAGCGGCCGGAUGGCGCCGCUACGGCCCUGCGGGCCGUUGCCGCCGAUGCUCUAGCUGCGGGCGGCCACCUCUCCGGGGAAGAUAAGCCCAGUGUUGAUCAGAUCUUGUUGUCGCCACGGCCCGGCGAGCUGCCCCCUUUGCAAAUAGACUCGCCCAAGUAUGAUGGUGUCAAUGGCCUGAGCUUGCCCUCAAUACGAACGACGCUGGGCGCCACUCUGGACGAUAUCAACCAUCAUCACCCGACGGACAUGCCAACGCCCAACGACAGCAGAGACAUACCAGGACGUCACACCGGCGAUGCGCGGACCUUCUCCCGCUCCCCAACCGUAGGUGUCCCACGCUUCUCGUCAAUGUCUACCGGCAGUCGUGCGUCGCACCCAAUUUCUCCCAGCGAGUCGUAUCAACGCAGCUUCCCAUCUCCCAAUUCUCUUCCCGCCUCCAGUCCUGACAACUUCGCGUCCAAUGGAUCCAUGCAUCGCUCUCCCGGCGAGUAUUCGAGCAACAGCGCCUCCGGCAAUACCCUCCAACCCGGCUACACCAUUACCUCGCCAGUCCCUAUAGCCUCUGUAGCGGAUCGUAUGAGCAUCGACGGAAUAACUAACCCUCAGGUUGGAAGCUAUAGCUGCACAUUUCCCGGGUGCACCGCUCCGCCGUUCCAAACUCAAUACCUUCUCAAUUCUCACGCUAAUGUGCAUUCUUCAGUCCGUCCUCACUACUGUCCCGUGCAGGGCUGUCCUCGUUCCGAAGGGGGGAAAGGAUUUAAGCGGAAGAAUGAGAUGAUUCGGCAUGGCUUGGUCCACGACUCUCCUGGAUAUGUUUGUCCCUUUUGCGCAGACAGAGAACAUAAAUAUCCUCGGCCGGACAAUCUCCAAAGACACGUUCGCGUUCAUCAUAUUGAUAAAAAUAAGGACGACCCCCUGCUGAGGGAUGUACUAGCACAACGUCCAGACGGUCCAAGCAGAGGCCGACGAAGAAGGGCACAAGCCUAGGUUCCCGUGCUCAACUCAGUCACCAUUCUGUUCUUCGAUUCAUCAAACAAAAAAAAUUGCGGCGUCUUCCCGAGUAAAAUACCAUCGUUUCACCCAACAACUGUUAUUAUCGAUAAAAUGAGAUUCAUUACAGAGAUAUCACUGGCGCAAAUGGAAAGGAAUGGGAAUGUUUAUACCUACUACAGUAUGGUUCAGGAAAGCAAGCACGGAGUCUUGUAGUAUUCAUGAGUAUUGAGGGUGCCUGGGAUAGUAUUACAUUAAUUGCGGGCUAUGGCGCACCAGAUUUUAAUGCACGAGUUAUCAAAUCACUACAAGCGUUCAUUGGCGCUUUCUGCUC